Molecule: messenger RNA, 3477 nt
Organism: Mesorhabditis belari
Lineage: Eukaryota; Metazoa; Nematoda; Chromadorea; Rhabditida; Rhabditidae
Source: the annotation of a GenBank genome assembly
AUGGCCCUGGGUGCCCCACAAUUCCCAUCACUAAAUGAAAAGACCGGAUUGCCACAGUCGAUCCUCCAAAAUAGAGGAUCUUCAUAUCAAAAAGGAAAUAAGACAGCAAAUCGUUGUCGCUGUUGUCCUUACGGAUUUCAUAUUGAUCUCGAUUUCGUUUCUUAUGCUGAAGACGUUGUAAAAGGCAAUUCCCGAUCACCGAGAACGUCAACGAUCGGCCGAAAGAAGUACUCGGAGAAUGGAAGAAAUCUCACUUCUCCCCUCGAUUCACUUUUCAGCGAUUCUCUCGAGAAUAUUGUGUCCGAUUUUGAAGAGAUUUUGGAUCAAAAAAAGCGUCUCGAUGAUGAAAAUCGGCAACUUUUAGAAGCUGGAUAUCUCUCUGAUUUCACUGGAUAUCGAUCAAAGCCUGAUCCCUCCGCGGUUCCACACUAUAAGCAGAAUCGAGCGGACCCGCUCGGCCUCGAGAACACUCCUCGUCCUCGACCUUCACACAGCAAUGGAGCCCGAGCACAGAUCCAGAAGCAAGCCACUGCGUACACUGCUUUGGGUCGAACGCUCUCCGAGAUGAAAGCUCGGCAAAGCAUGGAAGCAUUGGUGGAGAAUCGUGUCUCAACCUCUCGUCCCUCAUCAAUCACUCCAUUCGACCCAUCGCUACUCACCUCAAUCUCUCGUCUGUCAACCCGAAGCGAACACGAUCUUCUACCACCGAAAUCUCCAAGAAAUGAAAGCAGCAAUUUAUCGUGGCGACGCCCAGCCACAGCUCAAUCAACAAUUGAAGCCAGUGAAGAAAAAACAACAAAUGGAAACAGAGAUUUACGAGAUUUUGCCUCACUUCGAAGAGGUCGAGAAAGCGGAUUGCCAGCGGCUGAGGCGACUGGAGCCAGGAUACGCUACUAUUCAGCGUCUCCGAAAUUGCCGAGGCGUCUCACGGCCGCUCCCAAUCUCGAGGAGUCAAAUUUCGCGUACAGUCAUCAAAAUGGGCACACCGUUUUGUCAAGGCAUCAAGCGACGAGCACAUCACCGAGAGAACCAAUUCAGAACGGUCAUUCGGUGCAGGCGCCAAAACCACCGCAAAGAGAGAGUCGCUCAAUUUCUGUUGGAACUGGCCCAUUGCCACCGGCGAAACCUUGCAGCGAGUGUCCACAGUUAAAGACGAAAUUGAAGGACUUGAUUGAGAACCCACCAAUUCCGCCGAAACCGAAAAUGCGCGAAUCGGCCACAUCGACGCCACAGAUUCCGACGACAAAUGAUGCCUGCGUUGGGGCUGAGAAAUUCACGCAAAUCAAUGUCGGGAUUGGGACGGAAGCGGUCAAAGAGGAGAAGAAAGAGCUGGCGAAUCAGGAAUCGCAAACAAUCCCAUUGACAAGAGUUUCCAUUGGAGUCGACGCUCAGCCGAAGACUCAUUCGAUCGAUUUGGAUACACGGGAUUUGUUUGUCGAAGAGAAGCCACUUCUUGCGCACACCUCGUGCAAUACUGAGGGAGAUUUUGUCCCCGCCGAGCCAUCAGUGCCAAUCGAAGAGAAGACAUUUGUCGAUGGCGAGACACAAUUCAUAGCGAUUUCUACAAAAGAGACGGGAUGCGGGGAAAGGAUUGAGAUCAGCGAUAGGGAAACAAUGACAAAUCGAGUCUAUUAUCGCUCGUUUCCAUCUCAAACAGCUCAAGUAGAAACGAAAGAAACGGCUUGUUCUCCAAUCACUCAUUUACUUGAUUUGUACAUCGAAGAGUUGAAAGCACAGCUUGCUACAAACUCUUGCCAAGCAUCACCCUCGAUUUCCACUCCAUCCACGACGAAUGCCGAAGCACAAACGGAGCUCGAAGCCGAACUCCUACACGAGCUCUCGCAAGAGCCAAAACUUUACGCCGAAAAUGCAAUCAAUGAAAGCUGGCUACAGGAGAAAACACUUGUCAACACCGCUAGUGGACCAGAUGUGCAAAGAGUAGAGAUAAUCGACUCAUCCACCCCGUGCAAGUAUUGUCAACAAAAGGAAAACGUUUUCACGCGAAAUGUUGGAGUUGGCGCGUGUGCCAUCACCGAUAAGGUUUGCUCUCAAUGCGACGGGGCGAGCGAUGAAGUUGAUGAAAAUGAGGUUCCCGGUUUUUCCCCAACUGUACCUGUCGAGCUGACUCGCGCGGCUGCCACGAAGAAGUUACUCGAGCAAACAACACCAUUUGUCAGAGGAUCACCAAUCUCAAAAUCGUGUCGCGAGACGCGCCGCAGCAAAUCUGGUGACGAUCUCGAGUUUAUCGAGAAACAGCAUAAUAAAAAUACACAGAAAGAGCCAUCUCCAUCCCCGGCGCCAACCGUUCCGUCAACUGAUGUAGCCGAGGCACUCACCACGAAAGUCAUCCUCAAAAAGGAGGUGCUUCCACCACCUUCUAAACUUCCCGAGCCGAUUCCUGCGCGGAUACCGAGGCCAAAAAUCAGCAAGUAUGCCGUCCCACACGGUGAAGCGGAGACUCCUGACGAGAUCGAAGAGGCACAAGACCGGUUGACUCCGUUGCGCUCCGAGUUACGGACAUUAGGGCGAUGGGCGAGAAAUACUUAUGAUGAACCAACGCAUGAAACGAUUGACGAGAGAAAGGAUAAACAUAGCAACUCCGUUCCAAAAGCCUUCAUUUUGAGCGCUAUUUGGAGCUCUCGUGAUUCUGAAGAGGAGGGCGUUGAGUCGGAUGGAAGUGAGGGAACUUAUGAGAUACAGGAAGAACUGAUUGAAGAGGGCACUCCAUUCGAGAUCUCGACUCCUUUAAAAGAGGCGAUGGGCUCAUUGAAUGAUCAUUUGCAACACCCAGGAUCGAUCACCGAUGAGACGGCGGAAUGGGCGCUGAAAUACGUGCAACACGAGUGGCUGAAAACUGCGGCCAAAAAAAACUCGCAAUCGGCUCAUGUUGAGGUGGUUCUAGAAGCGCUGAAAGAGUUGAGUCAAACGACUCUCAAAACUGUUGUCAACAUGACCGAUCAAAAUGGUAACGCCGCUUUGCAUUACGCCGUUUCGCACAGCAAUUUCUCUGUAGUCUCCUCGCUGCUCGAUUGUGGACAUUGUGAGCUGAAUUUGGCGAAUAAGGCCGGGUACACUCCGGUAAUGUUAGCCGCGUUGAGCAAUUUGGACAACGAUGUUGAGCGGACUGUUGUUCAUCGCCUUUUCCAAGCGGGCAACGUGAACGCUCGAGCCACUCAGCACGGGCAAACGGCUUUAAUGCUAGCUGUGUCUCAUGGGAAAAAGGAAACCACACAAUUGCUGUUAGAGAAUGGUGCCGAUGUGAAUAUUCAGGAUGAAGAAGGAUCGACGGCUUUGAUGUGUGCGGCAGAGCAUGGGCACAGAGAACUCGUCAAACUGCUGCUGGCACAACCAAAUGUCGAUGCUGCGCUAGCUGAUUGUGACGCCUCAACAGCGCUGACGAUCGCCGUCGAGAAUGGACACAGCGAUAUCGGUGUCCUGAUCUAUGCUCACCUCAACUAUGCCAGAUCUGAAUAUGCA